GAGGGCAGCGCGGCGCGUCUAAGCUUUGCCACCGCCGGCCGCCCCGCGCCCCCAAAUCCGGCUGGCGCGGGGUCCGAACCCCCGCCCUGUCGCCAGCCCCACGGGGGACGUGCUGCUGACUCGCGCCUACGACUCGGUAGCAGGGCACACCCGGAGAGGACACGGAGCCAUGAGCCGCCUGCCCCGGAGGGUGGCGGCGCUGCUGCUCGGGCUGCUCGUGGAGUGCACAGAGGCCAAAAAACAUUGCUGGUAUUUUGAAGGACUCUAUCCAACAUAUUAUAUAUGCCGCCCCUACGAGGACUGCUGUGGUUCCAGGUGCUGCGUGCGGGCCCUCUCCAUACAGAGGCUGUGGUAUUUUUGGUUCCUCCUGAUGAUGGGCGUGCUCUUCUGCUGCGGAGCUGGCUUCUUUAUCCGGAGGCGCAUGUACCCCCCGCCGCUGAUCGAGGAGCCUGCGUUCAACGUGUCCUACACCAGGCAGCCCCCGAACCCCGCGCCAGGAGCCCAGCAGCCGGGGCUGCCGUAUUACACCGACCCUGGAGGACCAGGGAUGAAUCCUGCUGGAAAUCCCAUGGCGAUGGCUUUCCAGGUCCAACCCAGCUCACCCCAGGGAAGCACAGCCUACCCUCCGCCCCCCUCUUACUGCAAUACGCCCCCGCCCCCAUAUGAACAGGUGGUGAAGGCCAAGUAGCAGGGGGCACGGCCUGUGCGACCUCACAGGGGAACAGGGAGGGGCGCUUUCACCCCACCUCUCUGUCCCCAUCGAUGUUCGCUUCCAGGAAUUGUCUUCUGAGCCACUAAGGGCAAAUUCCUCAUUGAUAUCUUCAAAGCAAGCACAGCUCCCUUUCAAGUUUUCUGUGGAGAACCAGUAUUUGAAUUUAUCCUGUGUCUCCUCUGUUGCUUCUGUUUCUGAUGUAAUCUGAGCUCUGGCAGCGUGUGGACAGUCCCCAAGGGUUGACACCCAAGAUCCUCGGGAGAGAGACUAAGGAGAAGGAGCCACAGCAGGGCCCAUGUGUGUAGGCGGAGCACAAGGAGGGGCUGUUCUGGCCUAGGCAGCUUCCUCCCAGGCACACAGCAGUCAGCUCACAGAAGUGAGGGCCCGCGGGGUCCACUCUUGGAGCCCCAUGUGUCCUGUCAGUCUUCCUCUUCAAGAAGCUGUUAGACUCCGGUGUGGGAGAAGCUUCAUAGCACUUUCUAUGUCCAUUCACUUCCUAGAGAUGAGAGCGGCAUCCCUUCUGCAAAGCCAGGGCUGGGAGAAGACUGUGUACAUCAUCGAGGAGAUGAGGAUCCAGGUUAGGUCAGGUUGGAUGUCUACAGUUACCUGAAAAUCACUAAGGAAAGUUACUUAAAUUUGUGGGAAAUUGAUUUCCUGCGUCAAACUGAGAUAUUGCAUUUUAUGAACUCUUGGUCUGACUUGGCAGAAAUAAAAUGUUUCCCCCCCCUUUUUAGUGAGUUUGUGGAAGCUCAUGUAGAGUCCCGUCCUUGAAAGUCAGACUCAGAGUGUCUUCUCUGAACGUCAGCGGCUGUCUGGCCUUGGUGCCUGACCAGAGGUCUCCACGCCCUUACCUAUGGCAGCCCUGGUGGUGGUUGUGAUGGACACUUUCAAAGCGGAGAGGCACAUCUGGCUGGGAAGUCACAUCAGCCCCUUGGGGAGAGUGUCCCGGCAGGGUCCGGCCAGCGGUUUUGACGGGCAGCCAGUGGUUUGAUCUCAGCAGGGGUGUGUGUGUGUGUGUGUGUGUGUGUGUGUCAGCCUCUGAAGAGGAAAAGCUUGCUGAAAAAAAGACAGGAAUACAAAAUCCCGGGACUGCCAGAAGAUCUCUUCAAAAAGUACUGAAUAGGAUUCACUGACAACGUAAUCAAAAUUAGAAUCGAAGAUGUGGUUGGAAAUGCAAACCCUGGCUGAGAAACAUGUGUCACCCUGGGAUCUAACAAGUAGUCACCGGGUUAUAAGGAAGUUCUGUUCCUCUGCAGCAAAUAAUGCUGGUGGUGCAUUUAAACCCAGAUUGAGAUCUGACCAGUUGUGUAUAGGAAGACAAAGCAACGUAGCCAAGAUGGGUAGAUCUCCUGUGUGUUGUAGUAGUGGAAUGGGGGGGGGGGAGCUUAUUUUUGUAAAAACUAAUUGGAGCCUCUUGAGAAGUUGUUACUCAUUGAACCUGAGCGUCAGAACAUCUCGCUGGAGUUUUCAUUUCCGCAGACCAGGAGUCUGGGUGUCCCUUUGCUCCCGGGAUGUUUAGGUAGGGUAAGGGUGAGAAAUCAGAACAGGACUGCAGCAAGUGCUCAGACUUAGCUUCCUGCGAAGACGGAGAAUCUGCACGCCUCCCAGGGAACGCCACAGGAAAUGCUGGGAGCCAAACACAAACCCUCGGAAACACGGUUUUUAAACGCAGACGGUGCUGCUGGAGUCUUCAGCUACCCUCGUGUGACCUCCCAACUCGUGCCCCUGAUGGCGGUACCUCUCCUCACUCUGUCCUUGAUCCAGAUGAGGCAACAAAGCACAACAUUUGCUGUUUACAGCCAAGGACAACUACAUGGGUCCAGAAGGUUCCUCUUCUUCCGGGUCAUUCGUUUUGCAUUUUUGACUGAAAUUUCUCCCUUCACUUUUUUUUUUUUUUAAUAAUGAAGCACAGUAAGAGCUGCCCCGGAAUUGGAUCAGGGUGCGGUUGAAAAAGCACCCAGAUAUCCGUGACUAAAUUUUAUUUAUCUUUUUGAUAGCAAAUGAUCUCAGAGAUUGAAUGAUUUAGGUAGUGCUCAACAAUUUUGUAUUCCAUGUUUGUGAAGAUAAAUUUUGGUUUCCCUUGAACCUGGGUGAGAACCCUUCUACAGUGAACGCUGAUACUGUGUGUAGAAAUUCCACGUGUGGUGACAUUUCUUGGCCACUCUCCUUCCGUCUGUGCUGGCAGUGGACUGUGUCCCCCUCCUGGAGUGAGUCCAGCUCCUGGUGUGUUGAAGUCUUAUAGAGUCGGUGGUUAGGAGUAAACUGGGAGCAGAUCUGUGCAUGUUUUUCCUCUGCAACAUUUGGCUCACACCUCUUUUUUUGUUCUCUUUUCAUAGGGCCCCAUUUCCUAUGUGUGCAAAAUAAAAAAAUGAAUUUGGG
Molecule: messenger RNA, 3091 nt
Organism: Callorhinus ursinus (northern fur seal)
Lineage: Eukaryota; Metazoa; Chordata; Mammalia; Carnivora; Otariidae
Gene: VOPP1
Product: VOPP1 WW domain binding protein
Cellular component (GO): cytoplasmic vesicle membrane
Source: RefSeq, a predicted model, not a curated record